Molecule: messenger RNA, 1500 nt
Organism: Colletotrichum karsti
Lineage: Eukaryota; Fungi; Ascomycota; Sordariomycetes; Glomerellales; Glomerellaceae
Product: cytochrome P450
Exons: 5
Coding region: 1-1500 (499 amino acids)
Molecular function (GO): heme binding; iron ion binding; monooxygenase activity
Source: RefSeq, a predicted model, not a curated record
AUGCUGUUCGACCCAAAUAACAGGGCCUUCGAGCUAUCCUGGGCGCUGAAGGGCCCAGCAGUUGCAGCGCUUCUUCUUCUCACGUACCUCUUGGGCUACUGCAUCUAUCAGCUUUUCUUCAGUCCACUGAGAAAGCUCCCAGGUCCCAAGUUCUGGGCAGUUUCCUACAUCCCGUACGUCCGCAUGUUCGUCUCAGGCCACGCUCAUCGCGAUAUCCUAAGACUUCAUCGACAAUAUGGGCCGAUUGUACGGGUCGGGCCUACACACAUUUCCAUAAACCACCCCGAUGGCAUGCAAGAGGUCCGAGGCCACCGAAAGACAGGCGAAAACCCCAAGGACUUCAUCAACGCCAGGCCCAACAGAGAUAACAUUAUUGGCUCCAAUCGCUCAGAUCACCAACGCUUCCGCCGCGCGCUAGCCCAUGGAUUUUCAGCCCAGUCGAUGCUGGCACAGCAGCCUAUUCUCAAGAAAUACGUAUAUCAACUGUUUGAAAAGCUACAUGAAGCAUCAAAGGACGGUAUGCAAGCUAUCGAUGUUGAAAGGUGGUUCAAUUACACUACUUUCGACGUUAUCGGUGAUUUAUCCUUCGGUGAGCCAUUCGGAUGCUUAGAGAACGAGACGUACCACCCUUGGGUGGAUAUCAUCUUUCAGAGCAUCAAGAAUAUAGCGUUCUUGAAUAGCAGCAGGCGACUGUCGUGGGUCGGGCCAUUACUCAUGAUGACCAUCCCACGGAGCUUGGCUAGCAAGUUCGCCCAGAACAAGGAGUUAUCCCGGGAGAAGGUUCGGAAGAGGCUUGAUCUUGGCACUAGCCGUCCCGAUUUCAUCGACGCCAUGAUCAGGAAGUCAGAAUCCGCUGGCUCAACGAUGUCUUUUGAAGAACUCACAUCGAACGCGUUCGUCCUCAUCGUCGCCGGCUCGGAGACCACAGCCACAUUACUGACCGCGGCGACCUAUUUCCUGGCAACCAACGCGGGGCCUUUGGCGAAACUCACCGAAGAAGUCAUGUCAGCCUUUCAGAGCGAGGACCAGAUAGAUAUGUUGAGCGUCCAGAAUCUCACUUAUCUUUCUGCUGUGUUGGAUGAAAGUAUGAGACUGUACCCUCCCGUGCCCAGCCCGAGCCCCCGGAUGAUUGGCGAAGGAGGCGACACGAUUCUCAGACAUUACAUCCCAGAAGGAACGACCGUUGAUAUGUGGCAGUGGGCCAUCUAUCACAACCCCGCGCAUUUCGCGAGAACCGAGGAGUUCAUUCCCGAACGGUGGCUGCGUGAUCCCGAAUUCGACGGUGAUGCGAAGGCAGCUCUUCAGCCGUUCUCGGUUGGCCCUCGCAACUGCAUUGGCAAGAAUCUCGCCAACGCCGAAAUGCGAUUGAUUCUCGCCAGGUUGAUUUGGAACUUUGAGAUUCGCGCCACGCAGGACAUCGGCAAAUGGUACGAUGAGAGCGAGGUGUAUAUUCUGUGGCAGAAGGGGCCGAUGAAUGUUUACCUGAUCCCUCGACGUUGA